GGUUAUCAGUUACAUCACCACGAGAAAAAUCCACUCCCUCUUCCCGCCUUCCCGCUUCUUCUUAAAUCUCGUCAGUCUAGAGAGAGAGAGAGAGAGAGAGAGAGACAGAGAAAAGGGUCCACUCAUAGAAGAGAGAGAGAGAGAGAGAUGGGUGAAGAGCGAGAGAAGGUAGAGAGAGAGAGAACUGAAGAGAGUGAGGGGUUUGGGAAAGAAGGUUUUGGUCUUGCAAUGGACACACCGAAUCGGAACCAGAUCACUACUCCAGUCUCUCAAUUCGAGGACUCGCCCGUCUUUAAUUACAUCAACAGUCUUUCUCCUAUCAAGACGGUUAAGUCUACACGUAUUAGCCAUACAUUGAACUCAUUUAGUUUUGCAACUCUACCGUCUAUUUUUACUUCACCCCAUGUCAGUUCACUCAAGGAAACUAGAUUCUUAAGAAGACAUCAGUUCUCAGAUCCAUCAAAACCAGAGUUUUCUUCCGAUAAUGAGAACAAAUGUGGUGCAAUUGAAGGGGUUAUGGAUGUUGCUCAUAACAUUGAUGAGCCGCAGCAAUAUUUUGAUCAAAGGAGUUCCAUUGAUGAAGCUGAGCCAACUUAUGAGUGUUCAGAGCUAGCAAUUGAGGUCUCGCAAACCCUGAUCUAUGAUUGUGGUAGCCCUGUUUGUAGUGCAACACCCUGCAAUGAGAUUGAAUCUAAAUAUGUGUCAGAAUUUGCUGGUACAUCGAGCUCAGGUCUGCCAUCUGCUCAAGAGGCCUCUGAAACAGGUUUCUUAGGAAAUGGGGUGCAGUUAGAAGGGAUAAGUAUGACUGAGAACAAUACUGAAGGCGCAGGACGUGAUUGGGAGAGCAUGAUAUCUGGUGCGGCUGGUUUAUUAGUAUUUGAUUCACCUGAUGAAGGAGAGGCUUUUAAGGGUCUUUUCCGGAAACCACUGGAUUCUGGAACAAGGUUACGUACUUCUCUUAUGUCGGAGUUCACUCAAGAUGAAAGUACACAAUCUCUUGAUCAGGUUGGGCUCGAACAUUGUGAAUCAGAAAAUCCUUGCUCUCAAGUAGGAGAAGAAGGCCGUCUGAAUGUAAUGGAGGCAACUGGAGAUAUCCUCGCUAGUUCUUGUCCGCAUUCACAUGUGCCUGAGCCAAGUGAACAAAUCGAUAAUGAGCCAAAUCCUAAUUUGCAUCGUGGCAUUAGGAGGCGCUGUCUGGUGUUUGAGAUAGGUGGAGCUUGCAACAAGCAUUUAGGCGAUAGUUCUAGCUCUUGCUCUUCCUUUUUAUCACGAUCUGAUGUCAACAUUGAGUCCAACGUCAAGCAGCUGGUUCCUAUAAAGACUGGCACAGAGUCUUCACGCCGCAUUCUACCUGGAAUUGGUUUGCACUUAAAUGCUCUUGCGAGGACUUCAAAGAACUACAGCAUCAGCAGUCAUGAAGUUUUGACUACUGAUCAAGAAUAUCUUGAUAAAUCUCCGGCAGUGACUUCUAUGGAAAUGCGCAUCAUUCCUUAUGAAAAUGGAGGUCAGGGUAUAGAAGAUACUUCUCAGGCAUCUGGGUAUAUAGCUAAUGAAGAGUUCAAUCAGAAUAGUCCAAAAAAGAAGAGGCGUAAGCUGGAAACUGCUGGAGAGAGUGAAGGCUGUAAGCGGUGUAACUGUAAGAAAUCAAAAUGCUUGAAACUUUAUUGUGAAUGCUUUGCUGCUGGCGUCUAUUGUGUGGAGCCAUGUUCAUGUAUAGAUUGCUUCAACAAGCCUGUUCACGAAGAUACUGUCCUUUCGACUCGUAAACAGAUCGAAUCUCGAAAUCCCCUUGCAUUUGCUCCUAAAGUAAUUAGGAGCUCCGAUUCUGUGCCAGAAGUUGGGGAUGAAUCAAGCAAGACUCCAGCUUCAGCAAGGCACAAAAGAGGAUGCAAUUGCAAGAAAUCUGGCUGCCUGAAGAAGUACUGUGAAUGCUUCCAGGGUGGUGUUGGAUGCUCCGUUAACUGCAGAUGUGAAGGGUGUAAGAAUGCAUUCGGUACAAAGGAUGGGUCUGCUUUAAUAGGAGCAGAAGCUGAGCUGGAAGAAGAAGAAGAAGAAACAGAGACAUAUGAAAAGACCGUUGUAAACAAAAGUUUACAGAAGAAUGUAAUUCAGAACAGUGUAGAGCAGAAUCCAGACUAUGCUCUUCCAGCAACACCUUUACGGUGUGGCAGAGAAUUGGUUCGACUCCCAUUUUCCUCUAAGAGCAAGCCACCGCGAUCUUCAUUUCUUUCCAUCGGAUCCUCUUCCAGUUUUUAUGGUAGCCAAAAGUUUGGAAAGCCGAACUUCUUACCUCAACCCAAGUUUGAGAAGCGAAUCCAAGCUGUUCCGGAAGACGAAAUGCCUGAGCUUCUUCAAGGGAACUGCUCUCCCAUCAGCGGUAUCAAAUCUGCUUCCCCAAACAGCAAGAGAGUCUCUCCUCCACAUUGCAGUGACUUUGGGGUGUCCCCUGGCCGGAGGAGCAGCCGGAAGUUGAUAUUGCGGUCUAUUCCUUCAUUUCCUUCUCUCAACCCCAAGGAUUGAAAGGUUAAAUCAUCACAUCAGUGAACUCGAGACGAAGUUGUUUAAUCUUCAGUGUAGUUAUUUGAGCUGUGUUGUUAUAUGUAGUAGUUGUAUGUUAUUUGAGUUUGUGUCAUGUAUAAUAUUACAGCAGUCCUAAUAACGAAUAAUUUGCUUCAGUUAAGUAGUGAAAUUCUAGUGGCCUCUCCAAA
This is a messenger RNA of Rhododendron vialii, 2708 nucleotides long. RefSeq names its product protein tesmin/TSO1-like CXC 2. The record is from RefSeq and is a predicted model, not a curated record. Gene Ontology annotation, molecular function: DNA-binding transcription factor activity. The coding region runs from base 148 to 2520 and encodes 790 amino acids. The transcript has 10 exons. NCBI's taxonomy places the organism in Eukaryota, Viridiplantae, Streptophyta, Magnoliopsida, Ericales, Ericaceae.